Molecule: messenger RNA, 3145 nt
Organism: Pyrgilauda ruficollis (rufous-necked snowfinch)
Lineage: Eukaryota; Metazoa; Chordata; Aves; Passeriformes; Passeridae
Product: holocytochrome c-type synthase
Exons: 7
Coding region: 158-976 (272 amino acids)
Biological process (GO): cytochrome c-heme linkage
Cellular component (GO): mitochondrion
Molecular function (GO): holocytochrome-c synthase activity
Source: RefSeq, a predicted model, not a curated record
CCCGUGCCCGCCCCCGCUCCCGCCCCUCGCCGGCGGGCGCAGGCGUGCAGUGGAGCCGCGUUCUCGCGAGGCGCUCGGGGCCGGCGCGGGGGCGCGGGCCGGGCCGGGCCGGGCGAGGUGAGAAAUUUAAUCUUAAAAGGCCCGUUGUGCAGAGGCCAUGGGCUUGUCCGCAUCCUCCCCGGCUGCCACAGAGCAGUCACCAAAUGCAUCCAGGCAAUACCAGACGGCGUCUCCACCUUCAGAAUGCCCCAUGCAUCAAGAAAAAAUGAGCGGUUGUCCAAUGCACAUGAAGACUGCUGAUCAUAGAACUGAGAACACAGAUGAUGUUCCUGCACAUCAAGAAAGAGCUUAUGAGUUUGUAGCAUGUCCUGUGAAAUCUGGUGCAGCUCAAAUGAAAGAUGAUAUAGAUCCCAGCAAUAUGAUGCCUCCUCCCAAUCAGCAGCCAUCUCCAGGUCAACCAUUUCCAUUGUCAACUGUUAGAGAAGAAUCUUCCAUUCCUAGAGCACAUUCUGACAAGAAAUGGGUCUAUCCUUCAGAGCAAAUGUUCUGGAAUGCUAUGCUAAGAAAAGGGUGGAGGUGGAAAGAUGAUGACAUAACAAGUGAAGACAUGACCAACAUUAUUAAGAUUCAUAAUCAAAAUAAUGAGCAAGCUUGGAAGGAGAUUUUGAAGUGGGAAGCUCUGCAUGCUAUGGAAUGUCCAUGUGGGCCAUCACUGAUGCGGUUUGGAGGCAAAGCAAAGGAGUACUCGCCAAGAGCCAGAAUACGUUCAUGGAUGGGGUACGAGCUGCCCUUCGAUCGGCACGACUGGAUCGUUGACCGCUGUGGGAAGGAGGUGCGCUACGUUAUCGAUUACUACGACGGCGGAGCAGUGGACAAGAACUACCAGUUCACCAUCCUGGACGUGCGCCCUGCGCUGGACUCGCUCUCGGCCGUCUGGGACAGAGUGAAGGUGGCCUGGUGGCGCUGGACGUCCUAACUGCUCCUGGGGUGUGUACUCGCAAAGUAACCACUUUCCUCCUAGACAAUGGACGUGUGAAUAUCAGGACUUGAGAUAGAAGUUCACUGCAGCUGUCGUUGCUUUCAUCAUCACCACUCUUCUUUGGGGGUGGGAAGGGAGGACAGGGAAAUCUUUCCUCAAGUACACCAAUGCUUUGUGGUGUUUCAAUGGAAUAAUAAAGUUACAGUGGCAAAAACAUGUAUCUUAAUUUUCUUAAGAACUGGGAAGCCUUUCUUACUUCGUCUCAGAUUGUGCGUAAGCUCGCCUUCUUGCCAUUUCAUUACUUCAGUGCUGUUCUAAAUACAUUGCAGUGCUGUUUCUGUCUGGAGUUUGGAGUAUUACUUCAUUGUUGAAAACUGGAAAUUUCAUAAAUUAUUUCACAUAUUUAAAGUAUUUGGAUACCUCCAUGAUGAAUAAAGGGUAAAAUAUCUGGACUCUUUCAAAUUGCAUGUUUUAUUUACAUAAUAAAACCAUGUAUUUGUUUUCACAUGGACAUUUUACCUAUUCAAAUACAUACUUCCUCAGAAAACUUCAGUUAAUUAGUUAAAGGAGGUGUAGUGUGGUACGAGUAUUUUAAAGGUAUGUUAUGUAGAAAAGGAGAAUACACUCAUGCCUUAAUCUGCAAUUUUUCUUUGAACUGAAGAAUACCUGUUAGAAGCAGGAAAUGAGUUUCACUUUUAAAACAGCAUUUCUAAAAGGACAAAAUUGAUAUUUAAUGGCUAUUUAUUUGAAUAUUUAAAAGGUGGUUUUCUGAUAUAAGAAAAUACAUUAUUACAGUGUUUUCCUGUCCAUAAUGUGUGACAUGUAAUGAAUUCAGGACAGAGCUAAGUCUUAUUUAAAGAACCUCCUGCAGUGCAUCUGCAUUUGGCAUGCUGGCUGCAUUAAUGAUAUUUAUUACAGCAUGGUUUUUUUAUAUAAUAAGGGGUUGCACAAGGGGUUGUGACUACACUGCCACACACGUGAGUAUAGUGAGGUGUAUUGCAGGUGUGUACAUGACUGGGCUAAAAGGGUAUCAAAAGUGCCAAGGGAGGAGGUUGAGGAGUGUUUUCUAAGGGUAAUGCAUGGCGUGAAGAUUUGAUUAUUGUUUGUGCUUAGUAAGGGAAAUUAACUUUUUAAAGUCUUCCACUGUAAUGGCUUUAAGUUUGCACAACUCAGUAAGCUUCAGGUGCUGUGCAAAACACUUGGGAAUGGAAAGGAGUAAGAGAAGAGCACAUUGUACCUUCUCAAAUGGGGGAAGCUGCCUUCUUGAAACUCCCCAACCUUAACGGGAAAGUAGCUGUACAUUUCAUUUUCUGAAAGUGGCCUGUGUUUAACUGACUCUGGAACCUUUCCCUUUCCCUUUCCUUUUUUCUUUUGAUAGGAAGCCUCUCUUAAUGUUUCAGGAAAGUCACCUCCCAUUUAGGGAAAAAUUAGUCAGGGAAUCUUUCCUACUUUGGAAUUCUAAUGAUCACGACUAGUUCCCACUUCAGAGGCAACUGUUGUGCAUGGUAGGAAUAAAUAUUAUCCAGAAUCCUAAGAGGAAAACCAUGCUCUUACCCAUAUGCACUUUGCUCAUUCCUUUUUCACCUUUUCAGUGAUACAGAUAUAUAUAUGUAUAUAUAUAUAUAUAUAUAAAUGAUAAAUGGUAAAAAUUCCAUCUAAAUAGGCAAUAUAUAGAUGAGAUAAAUGAAAAUAGAGUUUGUAUGAAGCAAAUGAAGGAACUGACUAGUGAAGGAAUUGCUCUGUUCUAACAGUAAAGACAGGAGUACUGUAAAGAUUGAGGAGUACUCUUCUUAGGGUGGUGGGUUGUUUUCCUUUGGGAUUAUUUUGGUAGUUGUUAGUUUAUGUAUUUGGCAACUUGAUACACUGAGGAUUCGUAUUUCUCAAAACUAAAUGUGGAAAGGCUUACACCACUGCAGGGAGUACUUCAGAAGCUUCAAAAGCAGGAGUUUGCUUUGUUGAUUUCAGCAGUGUGAUGUUGAGAGUGUGGAAAUUGUAAUUGCUGCUAAAUCUGGGGAACCUGUCACAAGCCACUUCAUGUGUUUACUAUCUCCUGUUACGUUCCAUCUACCACUGAUUCAAAAUUGUUCUUUUCUCUGCUACUGUUAAUGAAAUGUAUUACUUUGUCAUCAAACUAAAAGGAGAAUCAAAUAAAUAUACUUUUCUUAA